Messenger RNA from Physella acuta, 678 nucleotides. RefSeq names its product reticulocyte-binding protein homolog 2a-like. The record is from RefSeq and is a predicted model, not a curated record. Lineage: Eukaryota; Metazoa; Mollusca; Gastropoda; Physidae.
GCGGCUGCUGUCAUGACACUGAAAGAAACCGUAUUCCUGGAGAAACAGAAAGCCAUCGAAGACUUGAAGAACGACAUGGACUACGAGAGGCGGGAAUCUGCGGCCAGAAACGAGGAGCGACUCAGCCAAAUUCUGAACCAGCAUUCCUGUGAAAUAGCAGAGAAGAACGAGGAGAUUAUGAGACUGGAAGACUUGAUGCAGAGACUAGAGAACCAGAUGCAGGCAGAGAUCGAUAUGCAGGUGCGCGAGGCAGUACAUAAUGAGAGGGCCCUCGCUGAACAAGAGAACGAUCAUAGAGCGCGACUUGAACAGGAGGAGAGAACUCAUAGGGAAUGUGAACUGACAACUCAGAUUCAGAGAGAGAAACAGCUCAAUCAAGCACUGCAAGGGGAGAUAACGAAUUAUAAGAAAGAGCUGGAAGAACAAAGACGACAACAAAGAGAAGCGAACAAAGAGAAGCUGCUGGCCGUGUCUAGAACAAAGGAACAAAUGAAGCAACAAAGCAGUGCGGAGAUUGAGCGGAUUAAAUUUAAUCUGAGUCAGGACCACGAAGAGACCACCAACCACCUAAGAGAACAGCUACGUUACCAGGAGGCCGAGCUGAUCUCACUCAACACGGAGAAGGAGGCGGCAGUAGAGAGGGAGAGGAAACUUCUCCAGCUUAUAUUGAAAGUAUAA